UUUUAAAAAGAGCGGGAAGGUGAAACCGCACUACAAUGCAUGGGUGUAUAAAAUUCAAACAUUAGGCUAUGGGUGGGGCUACCGUUUUAGCCACUUUGAUUGGCUCUCUCGCGUCUUAGCCACACCAAUGAAACCCAUUCAUGGUGUGUGUCCAAUGAAGACACCCAAUCAGCGCCGUGAGCCUGUUGUCUUUGAAAAUUAGCAUGGACAGAGAAUAAAUACUUCUUCACCAGUACAGAUCGUUAUUCACUUUGUUGUUCCGUCGUGAGAGGUCAUGCCUGAGCCAGCGAAGUCCGCGCCUAAGAAGGGGUCCAAGAAGGCCGUUGCUAAAACCGCAGGAAAGGGCGGUAAGAAGCGCAAGAGGUCCAGGAAGGAGAGCUAUGCUAUCUACGUCUACAAGGUCUUGAAGCAGGUUCAUCCUGACACCGGGAUUUCCUCUAAGGCCAUGGGGAUCAUGAACUCUUUCGUCAAUGAUAUCUUUGAGCGUAUCGCCGGUGAGUCCUCUCGUCUCGCUCACUACAACAAGCGCUCCACCAUCACAUCGAGAGAGAUCCAGACCGCCGUGCGUCUGCUGCUGCCCGGUGAACUCGCCAAACACGCCGUGUCUGAGGGAACAAAGGCCGUCACCAAGUACACCAGCUCCAAAUAAAGUUUCCAGCUUUUCUUCACCCAAAGGCUCUUUUAAGAGCCACCCACUUUAUCUGAUAAAUGAGCGUCCAUUUUGGUUUAAUUGAUUAAAGCAAUUUUUUCCGGUUUUUAUUCAGAAUGGAACAAUGGUUUGCUAUAUGAUCUCUUGCAGAGGAUGUUUUACUCGCCUACAGCAUCAAUCGUAAGACUAUCAAUGAGUAACGUAUGAAGAGUUUUGUUGCAAAACGAGAUAAAUCCAUUUUUUAACAUUUUUGUCAAAACAUGUUUAUUAUGUUAUCAUGUUAUUAUUUAGUUUUAUGGUGCUACUUAGCUGCAUUUUUUAAGUUAUGAAGGUUUAAAUCAAAACAAACCAACUGCAGUUGCAUUGAAAUUAAUUGGAAUGCACAACCAAAAAAUGAGAUUUCUGAACAAUUAA
This is a messenger RNA of Misgurnus anguillicaudatus (oriental weatherfish), 1063 nucleotides long. RefSeq names its product histone H2B-like. Gene Ontology annotation, cellular component: nucleosome. The record is from RefSeq and is a predicted model, not a curated record. NCBI's taxonomy places the organism in Eukaryota, Metazoa, Chordata, Actinopteri, Cypriniformes, Cobitidae. Gene Ontology annotation, molecular function: structural constituent of chromatin; protein heterodimerization activity; DNA binding.